Molecule: messenger RNA, 1329 nt
Organism: Cuscuta europaea
Lineage: Eukaryota; Viridiplantae; Streptophyta; Magnoliopsida; Solanales; Convolvulaceae
Source: the annotation of a GenBank genome assembly
AUCCUAACAAACCUCCUUCUUCCUGCUCAUCCGCCUAUGGAGCUUCCCUACCCUGUGAAGCAGUCUCCGCCUAGUCCGGCGGCUGAUAUUCCGGCAACCGUUCCCAGCAACGAUAACAAUAUUCCUCCCACUAAUUACGUUUCAAAUUUCAAUUUCCCUGUCGGUUAUCGGUUUUGUCCUACGGAUGAUGAGCUGAUUCGUUACUAUCUCAAGAAGAAGGUCAUGAACCAGAAAUUGCCUCACGAAAUUCCGGAAGAGAACUUGUACAAGCACAACCCGGACGACCUUUCAGCAAAGUAUAAAAUGAUUGGGAAAAAAGAGUGGUACUUUUUCACGUCAAGAUCUAGAAAGUACCCCAAUGGUAAUCGACCAAAUCGAGCCGUAGGGAGUGCUGAACCCGGGGUUGUGAAUGGCUACUGGAAGGCAACUGGGUCUGAUAGAGAAAUCAAGUAUGGAUCAAACAUCAUAGGGUUCAAAAAAACUUUAGUGUUCUAUGAAGGAAAACCACCAAAAGGCUUGAAGACGAAGUGGAUCAUGCAGGAAUUCAGAGUCAAUGACGCCCAACCUGGUGGAACCACAAUCAAGGGAAACGAUGGCGACAACAUGAGGUUGGACAAGUGUGUUCUCUGUAAGAUUUACAAGAAUGCUGAUAAUUCUACAAGGGAAGAUGCAAGAAAAAAUGAAGACCUUGAACUCAACACACAACAUGGACAAAGCAUAGCACUGAAUAACAAUGAUGUCACGGUAACGAAUUCAGAGCAGGCUACCAAUGAACAUCGGAGUUAUGGCCAAACAAUGCCACCAAAUGAUAGGGCAAUUGAUGGAGGUACAACUGUUUAUGAGUAUGGGUCGGGCUCAUUGAUUCAAAUUGGAAUGCCGAUUUCAUAUCCCAACCACUCUUUAACCCAUGCAAAUCAACCCAUAAUUAGGGGUGGUAGUCCAUUUUCGCUGCCCAAAACACCCACACCCCUUAACUUCUAUUGUGAUGCUAACACACUUGAUGAGAUAUACAACUUGUGGACUUGGGGCCCCGAGGAUGACAUUGAGGAGGAAAUUCUAAAAACACAGAAGUUUUGAAACUCUCGUCCGAAAACACGGAAAUUUAGUUUAGGGUUUGAAAACACGAGACAUUGAGAACAAAUUCGAGUAACUCGAUCCACCGUUGAUGAUUAAUGGAUCGUGUAUGUUGUUGGGCCCGGACUUACUAGCAGGCCAGCCCGUCCCGUCAGUAUGUAUUUUGGAUAUAUGUUACUUAUGGCCUCAAAUAAUUGUAGCCCAAAUGAAUUAAUAACAACACGAAGUGGAUAAGCAUACUUGGGGAUAUAGGCG